Messenger RNA from Pectinophora gossypiella (pink bollworm), 2966 nucleotides. It is a transcript of the gene Rpn1, whose product is annotated as 26S proteasome non-ATPase regulatory subunit 2. Gene Ontology annotation, cellular component: proteasome storage granule; proteasome regulatory particle, base subcomplex; nucleus. The record is from RefSeq and is a predicted model, not a curated record. NCBI's taxonomy places the organism in Eukaryota, Metazoa, Arthropoda, Insecta, Lepidoptera, Gelechiidae. The coding region runs from base 90 to 2885 and encodes 931 amino acids. The transcript has 17 exons. Gene Ontology annotation, biological process: proteasome-mediated ubiquitin-dependent protein catabolic process; regulation of protein catabolic process. Gene Ontology annotation, molecular function: enzyme regulator activity.
AACCCCGACGCCGCCGUGACUUGUCAAAUUUUACCAAACUCAUCCACAUCAAUCGAAUUGUGUUUUUGAAAAAUAGAGAGAAUUUCAAAAUGACUUUGAAAAAUAAAGUAGAAGAACCAAAAAAGGAAAAAGUCGAACCAGCGCCGGCUCCAAAUGAUGAUUUGUCUGAAGAAGAUAAACGACUCCAAGAAGAGCUCAAUAUGCUUGUGGAGAAACUUUUGGGUGAUGAAGUCGAUUUAUAUUUUCCAUCUUUACAAAUGUUGAGUAAUCUCAUACGGACGUCGACAACAUCCAUGACGUCCGUGCCAAAACCACUGAAGUUUUUAAGGGAACACUACCCUGCUCUGAAACAAGUGUAUGAGAAAAUCAAAGAUUCUAAGACUAAGAAGUUCUGUGCUGAUGUGGUAUCAGUACUUGCGAUGGGAGUCAGUGGCUCAGCAGACGCGGCUGAGAAGAGAGAAUGUCUUAAAUAUUGCCUUCUGGGCACCAUGUCAAAUGUUGGAGAUUGGGGUCAUGAAUAUGUCAGACAAUUAGAAGGAGAGAUAGCAGAAGAGUGGAACAUUGACAAUAUGGAAUCUCUGCUGCCGCUAGUGCGUGAUGUGAUUGCUUUUGACAUGAAGCACUCAGCUGAGAUCCAGGCCUGUGACCUGCUCAUGGAGAUAGACCGCCUGGACCUGCUCACACAACAUAUGGACCAGAGCAACUACCCUCGUGUUUGCCUCUACUUGAUUGGGUGUGCAAGCUAUGUAGUGGAGCCAGAGUCGACGCAGAUCUUGCAGGGCGUGCUGGACACGUACCUGCAGUUCGGCGAGUACCCGCGCGCGCUACUCGUGGCCAUGCAGCUGCAUGACAAACCCAAAUGCGAAGAGGUCUUCAACGCUUGCAAUGACCCAUUGAUAAAGAAACAGCUGUGCUAUAUGUUGGCGCGCCAGUACAUUCCCCUGGAGCUGGAGGAUGAAGACUUGCGCACCAUCCUGCUGAACGCACACAUCAAUGACCACUUCCUCAGCUUGGCCAGAGAGCUGGAUAUAAUGGAGCCCAAGACCCCAGAAGAGGUAUACAAGACGUGGCUAGAGUCGGCCGGGUCGGCGCUGCGUCCCUCCCUACUGGCGGAGCACCCAGUGGACUCCGCGAGACAGAACCUCUCCGCGACGUUUGUGAACGCCUUCGUCAACGCGGGCUUCGGCCGCGACAAACUCGUCACUACUGAGGACGGUAACAAGUGGAUGUACAAGAACAAAGAUCAUGGUAUGCUGUCAGCGGCCGCAUCCCUCGGCAUGAUCCACCUGUGGGACGUGGACGGAGGUCUGACGCCCAUAGACAAGUACUUGUACACUGCUGAUGAGCACAUCAAGGCUGGUGCUUUACUUGCAUUGGGUCUGGUCAACUGCGGCGUGAGGAACGAAUGUGACCCGGCACUGGCGCUGCUGUCCGACUACGUGCUGCAUUCCAGCUCCAAUCUCCGCAUUGGCAGUGUUUUGGGUCUGGGCAUAGCAUACGCGGGCACGCAGCGCGAGGAUGUGUUGUCUCACCUGCUGCCUGUACUGAGCGACACGGCCGCGCCCGCUGAGAUCUGCGCGCUGGCCGCCAUCUCCUGCGGACUCAUCGCCGUCGGCUCCUGCAAUGGCGACGUGACGUGCGCCAUCAUCCAGCGUCUGAUCGACGACAACAAGGACCUUCACUCCUCCACCUACGCCCGGUUCCUGCAUCUGGGGCUCGGACUUUGCUUCCUAGGUUGCAAGGAGCGCACGGAGGCGACGAUGGCGGCCCUAGAAGUCCUGCCGGAGCCGCAGCAGUCGCUGUGCCAGACCACGCUGUCCAUGUGCGCCUACGCCGGCACCGGCGACGUGCUCGUCGUACAACAGAUGCUGCACAUCUGCUCCAAGCACUACGACACUGAUAACGAGCAAUCGUCAGCGGAGGACACGGCGUUCAAGAAGCAAGAGAAGAAAGACACCAAGGAGGCCGCCGCCAGCUCCAGCAGCACCGCCAGCAGUUCCAAGGACGAUAAGAACAAGAGCAAGUCAUCAAAGGACAGCAAGAGCAAGGAGAAGGAAAAGGAGAAAGAAGCGAACAAGGAGCUGUCGUCGGUGCAGGCGGUGGCGACGCUCGGCGUGGCCGUCAUCGCGCUCGCGGAGGAGACCGGCGCGGAGAUGUGCACCAGGAUCUUCGGACAACUCGGCCGGUACGGGGAGCCGGCGGUGCGUCGCGCGGUGCCGCUGGCCAUCGCGCUGUGCUCCAUCUCCAACCCGCAGCUGUCCGUCAUCGACGUGCUCAACAAGUACUCGCACGACGCAGACAACGACGUCGCGUACAACGCCAUCUUCGCCAUGGGGCUCGUCGGCGCCGGCACCAACAAUGCCAGGCUAGCGACAAUGCUCCGCGCCCUAGCGCUGUACCACGGCAAGUCCCCGGUGCACCUGUUCAUGGUGCGGCUGGCGCAGGGGCUGUGCCACGCGGGCAAGGGCACGGUCACGCUGUGCCCCGCGCACGCCGACCGCCGCCUGCUCAACCAGCCCGCGCUCGCGGGGCUGCUCGUCGUGCUCACCGCCUUCUUAGACUGCAAGAACAUAAUCCUGGGCAAGUCCCACUACCUGCUGUACGUGCUGGCUACGGCGAUGCAGCCGCGCUGGCUGGUCACACUCGAUGAGAGCUUGCAGCCCCUCAACGUCAGCGUACGCGUUGGACAGGCUGUAGACGUAAUCGGCAAGGCGGGCACACCGAAGACCAUCGCAGGCUCGCACACGCACACGACCCCCGUGCUGCUGUCAUUCGGCGAGCGCGCCGAACUAGCCACGGACGAGUACAUACCGCUCUCACCUGUCAUGGAAGGGUUCGUCAUACUCAAGAAAAAUGAGGACAGCGUCAUGGCGUCUGUCCAGUAACCAUAACCUCUUAGAUUAAACCUAUUCGAUCUAUCUGUAUUAAUUAUAAUAUGAGUAUCUAAUAAAAUUGUCGUAAUUAUA